Molecule: messenger RNA, 771 nt
Organism: Mesocricetus auratus (golden hamster)
Lineage: Eukaryota; Metazoa; Chordata; Mammalia; Rodentia; Cricetidae
Product: proline-rich protein HaeIII subfamily 1-like
Exons: 3
Coding region: 1-771 (256 amino acids)
Source: RefSeq, a predicted model, not a curated record
AUGUCGCGGGAGGAGGAGACACCCCCCCAGCCACAGGGGCAGCGCGGAGAGGAGGGCGGCCGGGGGGAUGAGGCCACCGAGGCUCGGCAGGCUGCAGUCCCGUCCGCCCCAGCCCGGCCGUCCGACGUCAGCAGCAGGCACGUCCUCCCGCUCCAGCGGCGCUCUUCCCCGGGCUGCGUUAGGAGACGCGGGAUCGGAGUGCGGCCGCCCCGCCGCCACCACCGCCCGCCUUUCAAACGCGCGCCUCCCCGGCAGGUCGGGCCGAGCGUCCUGGGGCGAAGGGGGUGGACCCUCACCGCCCAGGCCCCGCCCCCUGCCAGUCCCGGGCCCCGCCCCCUGACUCCGCGACCCCGCCUCGCGUCUGCCCCCGCCCCCCGAACCCCGCCCCCCACCCCGCCCCGGGGGCGCCCCGGGACCAUCUCCCCCGACCCGAGGGGCCACCCACAGCCCCGCGCGCCCCCGCUCACCUGGCCGCGCGCCCCCGGCCCCCCCUCACUCGGCGACCAGCGCCGCAGCCCCGGCCCCUCCCGCCGCCAUCUUGUGCCGACUCCCUCCGCCCUCCGCCUCCGCCCCGCCUCCCGGACCUGCGACCUUAAAGGCGCAGGCCAGCGCCCCUCCCCCUGCCGUUUCCCACUGCCGACCGGUGCCGGCUUCCGCCGCUCAGGCUCCACCCCGGCCGUGGCCCUUCGCGGGCUCGCGGGAUCUAACAGCCUCUUCCCAGCAAAUGACGGGCCCCCUGAGGCCCCGCCUCCCUCCGGAUUGGCCGGGUAA